CCAAUAAAAACAAUCGCAAUGUAUUGAACUGUUUUUUAUCACAUUUACAAGUUUCGCAAAAUAGUCUUACCGGCUUACGGAUACGGAGUCACCACUCACCACAGAAUCACUUAAGGUCGAUUUAAAUUUCUGUAUAAAGUUUUGUGCAUCUCUAUUUACGCAAUUGCCAUUGCAGUAUUUCCACUAAGAAUACUUGAGUACUUUAAAACAAAACAAUGCGUUUUUCAAUCAAGCAAACAGGUUGCGGUGGUGAGCGUAUUGGUUAUCUCACGGGUUUUAUUAGAUCACCUGGCGCGGAAAUCGAAACACCAACUGCAGCUUUGUUUACACAGGGUGGCAGUGUUGUAAAUUUAACAGCUGAAGUUUUGUCUAAAGUAUUUUCCAAUACAAAAUUACUAUGGCUCCCGCUUUCCAAUUCAAUAAAUUUAGAAACUGGUGUAAAAGCACAGAAUGAUGGAGUGGCUAAGUUUGCCGGAUUGCAAGGACAUGUGACAUGUGCAACAUUGCAUAGUUUGUCUGAAGAUACACCAUCUGGACACUUUGAGCUUGAUAGAGCACCCCUGUGGACCAAAAACGGGAAGAGAAUGGUUUCAGCUGACAGAUAUAUGGAUGUAAUGGAAAUAUUCAAACCAGACAUAAUUUUGGCGAUUGCAGAUGGGCGCACAUCACUGAAUGAAGGGAGCAAGCGCAUAAGUAAGGCAGUGUGUAGGAGCAAUAGCAUGCUUAAAACAUGUGUCAAUAGAUAUAUGUCUUCCAAGGAGCUGCAGAAAAGUUCUCUUAUUGGUGUUGUAGUAGGUGCUGGAAACCCAAAGAAAUGUGAUGAGAGUUUAAGAAAUAUUUUGACACAUGUUGAUAAUUUAACUGGAAUAUCACUUCAGGGGAUCCUAGAUGGGCCUGAAGAGUCUAGGGAUAUUGAUUCUGAGACGUUGAAAAAACUUUUUGAAAAAGUUGGAGAAGCAUUACCAAAGGACUUUGUAUAUAUUUUGGAAGGAAAUUGGAACCCCAGUAUAAUUUUGACAGCGGUGGAACAUGGAUGGGAUUUGUUUGAUGGAUCAUAUCCAUUGAAGCUGACUAACACUGGUGUUGCAAUGAAGUUGAACUUUGAUGUUACCAAAGAAAAUGAUACACUGUACUUACUGGAUAUGGUUGAUGAGAGGUAUAAGGCAGACUUAAAACCAAUUUUGGAGGGAUGCGAAUGUCUGGCAUGCAAGAAACAUACACGUGCAUAUAUAAGACAUUUAUUAAACACGAGGGAGAUGUUGGCUUCCGUGUUAUUAAGCAUACAUAACCUCCAUCACUUUGAUCAGAUGUUUUACCACGCACGUCAACACAUCGCCUCAAACACGUUUGCAGUAUUCAAGCAACACAUUACAAAGCAGUGCGAAAUGGUCAAAGACUUUCCACCAAAUCGAUAUAAGGGUUCAAAUGGAACAAACAUACCAACAGAAAACCAAGCUCCCAACAUAAAAAGAAGAAACUUGUGAGUGAAGUAGAUAGUAACAGUAGUACCUAAGUAUUAUAGAUUAGUUAGUGUAGCUAUUUAUUAUUUGUAUAUUCUGUGAGAAUUGUUCGGAGAUUCUGUUUUUGUUACCAUGUGCUACACGAAAAUGUAUGUUAUAAUAAAUUCCCAAAGGUACAAAUUAUCAUUAUUUUAUUUUUUA
Molecule: messenger RNA, 1661 nt
Organism: Pararge aegeria (speckled wood butterfly)
Lineage: Eukaryota; Metazoa; Arthropoda; Insecta; Lepidoptera; Nymphalidae
Product: queuine tRNA-ribosyltransferase accessory subunit 2
Exons: 7
Coding region: 216-1484 (422 amino acids)
Molecular function (GO): tRNA-guanosine(34) queuine transglycosylase activity
Source: RefSeq, a predicted model, not a curated record